ACGCUAAUGUCAAAAAAUUGUCAACUAGCAAACCAUUAUUUCGUGUGUUGUUUUCACAUUUUUACAAAAAUUUCUCAAAUUAUUUUCAAAAUGAGUUCUGGAUUCAUUUCCGAAACAGAAAUAUUAGAAGCGAGGCGUCGUCGCCAAGAAGAAUGGGACAAAGUUCGCACCGAAGAUCAACCGAAAGAGGCACCAGAGGAACCAUAUGAUACCCGGCCGCUGUACCAGCGCCUCGAGGAGCAGAGAUUGAAGAAGGAGGCCGAAUAUGAAGAGGCUCAUAAACUCAAGAACAUGAUCAGAGGUCUAGAUGACGACGAAGUCGGCUUCCUGGACCUGGUAGAGAGGACUAAAGCUAAAGCGGCGCAGCAGAUAUCAAUUGAGGAGCAGAAGGAGAUGCAGGAAUUCAGAGAGCGGGUGUCGAGCCUUGCUGAAAGUGAAGAGAUGCUGAGACUCCGCGCACAGCUGGCGCCCGCCCGUACCGCGCCGCCGCCGCCGCACACGCAGAAGAACAAACUACAGGGGGUGAUAGUCCGUAAGAGGAAGGCAAGUGAUACGGAUAGUGAUAAACAGGAGAAGGGUCCAACACCAGCCAAAACUAAUGGCGUGAUCAGUACGUUGUCAGUGGAGGCGCCGGCAGAGGGCGCCCUGCGCUGCGUGGGCGUGCUGCCCGGGCUCGGCCACUACGACACCGAAACCUCGAGCGACAGCGACGACUCCAGCGACCCGGAUUUGGGUGAUAAAUGCUGCGUCAAACGUGAUUUGCUUGGUCGGCGGCCGGAGCAAACUGGCGACAAGGCGAGGAAAGACGACGAGAAGAGCUAGGCUGCAUAUAAAAUAUAUUCUGUUAUAUAUAAUAGAAAAAUCCCCAAAGGCUCUGGUCAGAGCUUCUUGAAUUGCUAUAGAAAAAGUGAUGCGGUUUUUGUCUUUACAUUACACACAAUAAAACUGGCUGGCCAGUAUUUGUAUAUUCUACUAAUCUUGUGAAUGUUAAACUUUGUAAAGAUGUUUGAAUGUAUGUUAGUCGAUCACAUGUGAACGGCUGAAUGGAUUUGAAUGAAAUUUGGUAAAUGGGUAAGUUAUAUAUAUAUAUAUGUAUAACUUUAAAAUUAGGAUAUAACUGUUUGUACAUCAUUGAUACAUAGAAUAUAUAUAUAUAUAUAUAUAUAUAUAUAUAGUAAUAUAUAUGUAAAAUAUGCAAGUAUAUAUUAUUAUAUCAGGUGGCUCAGGACCGUUCCUUAUGGCAGUCUAUGGGGGAGGCCUAUGUCCAGCAGUGGACGGAUAAUGGCUGAAAUGAGUGUUGUAUUAAUUAUAUAUAUUAUAAUAUAAAUUUAUAUACCUUUAUAUAUAUUUAUUCUAUGUACAAAUGAUGUACACGGUUGUGUACUGUCCCAAACUGUCAUAACAUCAUUUGGGACACUGAUUGUUGGAUCAUCGUUGUUUGUAAAAUUGUAUGGAUAUUGAGACCGAUUCUGACGCGCCCUUUUCUUAAUUUUCUUUUGAUAGUUUAUACAUUACUGUAUUAUGGACAAUCAUAGAUUAGAUUUAUAACAAUUUUAAUUUUAAAAUACAUUAGAAAUUUACCCCUAUUAUUUUAGUUUAUUCAUAAAAACGUUAAGUCUCAUACACUUAUGUUAACAGUCGGAACUGUUUUGUCUCUUUCUUCUGUGUAAAAUUCCCAAUUUGAAAGUAAGUGACAAUAUUCUUGUCAAGAAUUCUUGAAAUGAUUAAGAAGCUGGGGAAGAAUUGAAUUUUAAUAUUGUAUUGUCGCCAUUUUUAAUUUCUGCUCCGUGAAAUUGUGUAUACAUUUGUGGUUAAUAUUUAUUUAUUUACACUUUAUUGCACCAAGUAAAAAGAGAAAUAACAAAUACAGUAAAUAUUAAUGAGAAGUGAUACAAAAGGCGGCCUUAACGCUAAGCAAUCUCUUCCAGACAACCUCAAUCCGGGUCUUCUUGCCCGCCUUUAAUAGUGUAGGCGGGUGAGGUAGGGGUCUCGGGGUAAACCCCUUUACCCCGGCUGCAUCACCGGAGGCAACUACCUCCGGGUCACUGGGUUUUGAGCCGGCAUACACUGGUGGUCUGUGUAUGCCGGCCAGACAACCUUUGGGUAGAGGACAUUGAGAAAAAGACAAAGGGUAGGUGGCGCACGUAUAUAUAUAUAUAUAUAUAUAUAUAUAUAUAUAUAUAUAUAUAUAUAUAUAUAUAUAUAUAUAUAUAUAUAUAUCGUAUAUACGAGACCAUGUUUUGAUUUUUCUUUGGUCUCGGAUUUCUUCUGAUCAGAAAAUGAUGGAAGCGAUUAAUAAUUUGUUAAGUGUGUCCGCUGCACCGAAGUCUCUAUCUUUUACUUGUGUUUGGGCUCAGCUAAACAGUUGCACGUCGACCCAUUGGGAUCUUGUACAUCCCUCUGUCUUACAUACGUACACAUAUCUGUCACGCUUGUCUCCCAAUAAGGUAGACAGAAACAAUGGAACGUCAAAUGCUUCGAUUCAAACAAGCAUUUUAUAGAUCCUAUGCAUUACCUUUACGAUAUCUCGCGGUUUAAGAUAUCUCUAGUCCCCUGGCUCCGGAUAAGCCGUUCCCAGUAGACUCAUACGCAUACUUGCCAACGAAUCGUAGUUGCACAUCAAGUGUUCCAUGGAUUCCGAUUUCUCCCCGCACAGUCUGCACAGUGUGUCCGAAGAUAGACCCAUCUUGUGUAGUAUAUGCCUUACUGGCAUAUCACUGGCAUGUUCAGUUAAGGCACCCAUUAUAAGUUUUGCCUGUUGUCUGCCACCGCUGUAGAUGAGUUUAUUCCAUCCCUCAGUCUUGUUGUUUAAGAACUUUUUAGAAUUUUUUUAUACAACUUACGAGUGGCAAACAAGCUGACGGCCCACCUGAUUUAACAGAGCAUACUGUUUCGCCCAUGAUACCCCCCAUGCGUUGCCAUUCCUGAGGACUCAGAUGUUAUUUCUUUGUACCCAGUAAAUUCACGCCAUAUCCCACCCUUCAAACCGAAACACAGCCAUGCAAACACAAUUGCUUCACGGUUGAAACACGAAUGGGACAGAGGUACCCAAGCAAUCGACUUUUGUACAAAGUCUCCCUCUGGUAAUGCCUGAGACCCUUCAAUUUUUUCCAUUCCUUUUGCUGUUUUAUUUUCGCAUAUUUCAAGGGCGUAGUUUACGACAUUUGAGGCAAGUGUGACAUAUAGUUCACAUGGCUGUUUCGCUUUGAAUUGUGAAAUAUGGUAGUGAAACUACAGGGCAAGGAGGCUUAACACCAUAGUCCUCAGGUAUGGUAACCAUGGGUGUUACUUCUGUUCAUGAUGCUUUAUGUGUACAGGUGAAGAGUUACUAUUUACCAUCAGGUUGGUAGUUUUGUUUGUCAUUCUAAGUAUCAUGAGAAAAGAUAGAAAUAAUGAAAUUUAGAAGCUGAAAUUUAGUUUUAUAAUUGAAUUAUUAACGUAAGUUCGUUAAUUUUUUUUUAUAAUGUGGUCAAUAAAGAAUAAAUAAAUAAAUAAAUUAUGGUGGAGCGGACACAUUAAAAUAUGUUUACGGAAUAUAUUCAUGUAGGUGUAUUAUUCUAUGCUAUUAAUUGUACAUUGUGUUAUUUAUAAGUUAUCGAGAAAAUAAACAUUUUUAAUAUUA
Molecule: messenger RNA, 3622 nt
Organism: Galleria mellonella (greater wax moth)
Lineage: Eukaryota; Metazoa; Arthropoda; Insecta; Lepidoptera; Pyralidae
Product: PSME3-interacting protein
Exons: 7
Coding region: 7-822 (271 amino acids)
Cellular component (GO): nucleus
Source: RefSeq, a predicted model, not a curated record